UGUCCACUUCAGGACGCACCGGAGGAACGGAGCGGAGCGGAGCAGCAACAUGGCUGCAGAUUAUUGGGAGCCAGGAAAACCCAAGAUUCUGUCAGACUGAACCGAGCCAAAAAUAACCCGGGACAGACCGGGACAAACCUUCCCGGUGUGGAAUCCAGGCUGGCUGCCACGCCACCCUCAGCGUCACGCCCCCCACUGCCCCCCCGGCCCCCACUCAUGGAGAGGAUGAGGAAGAUCAAACGGCAGUUGUCACUCACUCUGGGGAGGGGAGGGGCUGGGGGAGGGGAAAGGACGCUGAGUGACACCAUCAACCAGGAAGUGACAUCGCACAGUGAUUCAGAGGUGUCUCUUCGUUCUUCUUCUGGUGGUUUGAAGGUUCGAGGUUCUUCUUCUUCUGUUCAGUCUCUCCUUCAGUCGUACAGCAGCUCACUGAGGAAACCUCGAGGCCUCGGACGCAGCCUGAGCUCUUACCUGAACCACACCAACAGACUGGAGAUUGUCCAUGAAGAUGUGAAGAUGAGUUCAGAUGGAGAAAGUGAUCCGGCUUCUUCUUCAGAUGACGUACAGAGUCCAGUUAGAGUCAGACUGAGGAACAAGAAGAUCUCUACUGAGGACAUUAAUAAACGUCUCUCGUUACCGGCUGAUAUUCGUCUUCCUGAUGAUUACCUGGAGAAGUUUAAUCUGAUUGGUCCAGCUCUGUUUGAGCAGCCAAUCAGCAGGAGGCUGCGUAGAGUGUCUCUGUCAGAGAUUGGUUUUGGGAAACUAGAAACGUACAUCAAACUGGACAAACUGGGAGAGGGGACCUACGCUACAGUGUAUAAAGGUCGCAGUAAACUGACUGAAAACCUUGUGGCUCUGAAGGAAAUUCGACUGGAACAUGAAGAAGGAGCUCCAUGUACUGCAAUCAGAGAAGUGUCUCUGUUGAAGGAUCUGAAACACGCUAACAUCGUCACGCUUCAUGACAUCAUCCACACACAGAAGUCCCUCACGUUGGUGUUUGAGUACCUGGACAAAGAUCUGAAACAGUACCUGGACGACUGUGGAAACAUGAUCCAUGUUCACAACGUCAAACUCUUUCUUUUCCAGUUGCUGCGAGGUUUGUCAUACUGUCACCGCAGGAAAGUUCUCCAUCGAGAUCUGAAACCCCAAAACCUGCUGAUCAACGAGCGAGGAGAGCUCAAGCUGGCAGACUUUGGUUUGGCUCGAGCGAAGUCGAUCCCAACAAAGACAUACUCUAACGAGGUGGUGACACUGUGGUACCGACCACCGGACAUCCUGCUGGGCAGCACCGACUACUCCACUCACAUCGACAUGUGGGGUGUUGGUUGUAUCUUCUAUGAGAUGGCCACAGGUCGACCUCUGUUUCCUGGUUCCACGGUGGAGGAGGAGCUUCACUUCAUCUUCAAACUGCUUGGUACUCCGACAGAGCAGAGCUGGCCUGGGAUCAGUUCUAAUGAGGAGUUUGUGACAUACAACUACCCUCAGUACAGAGCAGAGAGACUGAGUAACCACACCCCCAGGCUCAGCAGUGAAGGAGUGGAGCUGUUGUCAAAAUUCCUGCAGUUUGAAGGGAAGAAGAGGAUCUCUGCAGUCGAGUCGUUGAAUCAUCGUUACUUCAGUAACCUUGGAGUCAGAGUGAUGUCACUUCCUGACACGACGUCCAUCUUUAGUCUGCCAGAGAUCCAGCUGGAAAAAGAAACAACAAGACCGACAGCAACACCUGACACAGCAAACAGUCCGACCAGGAGGAGGAGUCUGCUCUUCUGACACCCCCAGGGCGAAGGCUAUACUAAUGGUCUCACAGGAGGUGGGAUCUGCUCUUCUGACAUCAUCUGCGAGCGGGGUCUGUCACAGGACAGACAAAGGGAAACUGAAAGGACAGGAAGUGGUGAUUUUUUUCUGGAGGAGGAAAUGCUGCUGGGGAACAGGAGGUAAAACAAAAGAAGAAGAAAACUAACAAGAGAAGAAGAAGAAGAAGCCUAGAGACACAGUAAUUAAUCACAGCAGCCAUCUGACCAAUCACAGAAAAGCAUAGAGCUUCACUUCAGUACAUGAAGAGAUAAAGACAUGAGUUAAUGAUUUAAAGCUUACUGAACAGAUGUCUUCCAUUUUCACUGCACAGAUUUAAAACUUAAGACUCUUUAUAGGAUCCUGGAAAAAGUGGAAUUAUAUCAUGAAGAUUUGUUGUCAUAGAAACACCUGGAAACACCUGGAAACAGUGUCACUUGUAUGAACACCUGCAGUGUCUGCAGUGGAGCUGUUUCAGUUAACCCUGUUUCACUUUCACAGAGAAACAUCAGUGAUGAAAUAGUAAACAAAAUGACAUCACAGUCAUUCAGAUUGAUGAUGUCACAGGUGAUAGAUGGGACUCUCUUCACAUUUUUUAAAAGUAAUAGAAACACAUCAGAGAACAGGGAGGACUGUAAUAGGUUAAUACCUUAAAUUAUGGCUGCAUUUGUUUUAAAAGCAGAACAUCAGAAUUUAUCAUCAGGUCAGACAGGACGUGCUGCAGACAGAUUGAUUUUUACCUGUUUUAUAUUCAGAACUGAGUAUAAACUGUAAAUAACAACUGUAUCUGCAGUAAUAAGAGAGAGAAGGUCAUUUUAAAUGAAUUACUUUUACAUUAAAUGCUGACGAAGAACGUUUAUAAAAUGUAGCUCUUCAAAGUUUAAAGAACUUUAUAAUCUGUGUUUCUGCCAUAGUACAGUACUAAAACAACAGUACAGUAUCUACAAUACGAUAGUGUUAUUAUAAAACACUGUUCGAACAGAAAUCUGCAGAAAACAGGAAGUGACUCUUUUAUUCUGAAAGUAUGAAACUGGUUUCUGCUGUUCUGCAUGUGUGUCGUACACUCUGUCUGUAUACUGUAAUACUGUUAAUAUAAAUACAAAUACUGUAAAAAUACAGUAAUACUGUAAAUAUUACACAGUAAUACUAUACAUCUUCAGUGAACAGCUGUGAGUCAGAGCAGCUGUUUUCUCUCCCUGUGCUGUUUAUUACAGAUACAUUUAUUUCAACAGGAUUCAUAAAUUAACUUAUUGUUUUUAUUUUUGUUGUUGGUUUAUAAGUUGUUUUUCUCACUGAGACUGUUGGGAACCUGGAGAGGACAAUGUGAUGUCACCAGGGCCUCAGUGACAUCAUUGCUGUCUCCUCUGUGAACCAUAUGACAUGUCAAAGGACAGUGCUCUGAUUGGCCGGCGUAGUUCUGUUUGUCGCUGCAAAGACUGAGCUUCACAAAUAAAACAAAACUUUGCUCACACCGAAAAGUUUUACUUCAAAGACACUUAAAGUUUUUGUUUCAGAGCCAAGACAAUGAGCACUCAGUCAGUCGACAGCCAUUAUUCAGCCGACAGUAAGCUGACAGUUAGCUGACAGCCAUCAUACAGCCGACAGUCAGCCAACAGUUAGCCAACAGCCAUGGUUCAGCCGAUAGUCAGCCGACAGUUAGCUGAUAGCCAUCGUUCAGCUGACGAUCAGUUUUUCUGUCACAUCUGUGAUGAUUUCAUUGGAAAUUCCAGAUGUUUGGGAGUUGGAGACAUUUUUCCUCAUCCUUUCAGUUUAGAUUCAAAGUCAAAUAGAACUUAAGAUCAGGCCUAAGCUUUAGGCAGAACAAACAGUUUUUUGUGUCUUUAUUUACAGCUGACAGAAGUUUUGUUUGUGGAAACAAACUAAAACAUUUUAAACUGAUUGAGAGCCUCAUGAAGUUUUAACCUCACGUGCUCAGAGUCCAGGUGUCGGUGGGCGGGACUUAUCCACAGUUCAUCAGUCUCGGGUAGAUUUUCUUCAGAUUCUCGUUCCUUCAGACAAUUUUUUUUAAGAGUUACAAGCAUUUUUUUUUUUUUUUUUUUUAAAGAGAUGUGAUGAAACAUUAGCAAUAGAAAAGUAUUGAUCAGAAGACAAUAAUGAUUUAUCAGAGUGUUAAUAUCAAUGUGUUUGACUCAGAGAAAUCUGGGGCUUAAUCUGCUGUAAAAUGUCACAAUAUGUACAUGUUUGUAUGUGAGAGGUUGAAAAUAUAAAAUAUAUGAAGAGAACACCUUUAUAUUUUAUUGUCUUCCUGAAUAUCAGUGGAUCAACUUGAUGCUGAUCAGCAGAAUCUCCACAAAUCUAACCUUAUAAAUAAUUUAUGUCCAGUUUAAAGCAACAAUCAGACAACAGAAAUACAAUUAAAUUUCCAAAGUGUUAAAUAUCUGACAGAAACAAGAAAAUGUUGCAGUUUUUGAGUUUAAUAUUUCAAAUAAUUUAGGUCUGUUUUAGAGUUUUUUAAAGAAUGAGUUUAAAAUAUUUUUUCUGUUGCUCAUAAUGAAAAUGUUUCAAUUAAAAUCCACUGACAUUCAAAGUGACAAAACAAGAAAAAGUGGAGAAGGUGGCAGUAAAUCUGAGUUCAGAGUGUUUCUGUGUUUCUGUGAAUCAAACAGACACUCUGAGUCACAGUGAAGCUUCACACAUGUUUAUGCAGAGUGUUUGUUAAUGAAUGACUGUUGAAUGUAACUACAAACUGUUGAUGUGGUCAGUAGUUUAAACUUGACUGAGUUUACAAUAAUAAUGUGUACAGAGUUAUUGAUUAUUAGAGAUAAUCAGAGUUUUUAACCUGCACGCUGCAGUGUCGUGUUGUUCUCAAGCUGCUGUUCAACUGCAGAGAAAACAGCAUUUAGAUCUGAGACUAGAUCAGCCGUCUCUCUUCAGACGUCACCUGAAUGAUCCAGACCAUUCAGUAAACCUGGUGGCCAUAUCUGAUGGAUGGAAACUAAACAUGUUAACACCUCACAGGUCAACAGGUUUGACUCCUGGUUUCCAAUUGUCACAAUAGACACUUAAGAGUUAAAACCAGCAGUUACUGUGAAACUAAUGAAACUCCAGUCUGAUGUCUUUGGGUUAAACAGGCAGCUGUCACACAACUGACUUUCUCAUCUGUUACAUUUGCUCUUAGUGUCCAUAAAUUAAGCUUAUCAAUAUCAAUCAUUUUAAAUAUUUGGAUUUUGGUGUCAAUACAAUACUAGUGCCAGCACAGACUCCAUAAUGUAAAGAUUUAUUAUCAAAAAAUAUCUGAUCAGAGAAUAAGGAUCAAACUGUAAUCCUAAAUAUGGUUUCAUUUCAGUCAUGAUGAAGAAAUGACAAAAUAUCUCAGUGAACCCAUCACAAAGUUCAGAUUUGAAGAGAAGCAGAAACAGGUGUGGUUUGUUUAUUCUAGUUUAGAAGGAAUCAGACUAAUGAACUGUGGGGAAAUGUGUUUGACAUCCACAUGGAUCCAGAUGCUGUUUUCUCUGAUUUUGUAAAUUAACUAACAUGCUUUGUUUUGGUUGAUAACAUACCAAAGUUCUCUGCAAUAUACUGCACUGCAUGAUGGGAUUCUUCCAGAUAACUUCUAUGCUGUUUAUUCUUUGAAUAUUCUUCCAUCUUCCACAAAGCAGUGCAACAUAUCUGAUGCUAUAACUGAUCUGCACACUUGAAAUAUCAGUCAAAGUAUGGAAGUUAAAGUAUAUCCUGUUACUGUGUACAAUUCUGUUUACUACAUGUAUUCUGGAUACAUUUACAGUAUAUAAAUGUACAUUAAAAUUCUUUAUUUAUUCUCAA
Messenger RNA from Seriola aureovittata, 5571 nucleotides. It is a transcript of the gene cdk16, whose product is annotated as cyclin dependent kinase 16. The coding region runs from base 217 to 1767 and encodes 516 amino acids. The transcript has 17 exons. Gene Ontology annotation, molecular function: protein kinase activity; ATP binding. Gene Ontology annotation, biological process: exocytosis; protein phosphorylation; neuron projection development. The record is from RefSeq and is a predicted model, not a curated record. Lineage: Eukaryota; Metazoa; Chordata; Actinopteri; Carangiformes; Carangidae. Gene Ontology annotation, cellular component: cytoplasm; nucleus; synaptic vesicle.